CUUGCCAGAGAUGCAGAGUCAACUCAACGACAAGAACGCUUUGGCACAGCAUGCAGUGUCACUCUUUUUUUGAGUGGCAGUGCUCUGCAUGCCACGCCACCAUGGGGGGGCAUUCUAAAGGCGUUUCCCUUGAAGUGUGGUAAGAUGCAAUAGGAAGAUCUUAAAUAACAGCUGCAACAGAAGACGUGGUCCGAACAUUUUGACCUCAGACGCCAGAGAUUUGACACUUAUUGAAAUACGACAAAAUGAAGAAAUUCCUGAAGAACAAAAAAGGGAGAUACUCCUUACGGCAGAACAAGUCGGGUCCUCGUUAUCCACCCAAAGAAUUUUUCCUCACCAUGCCAGCAUCCAACCAGGGCUGGCCAGAGGAGUUUGGCUUUCAGAUAGGGGGGAAUGGGCCCAGUUACAUCUUGACUGUGGAGGAGGGAAGCAGCGCUCAACUGUCUGGUCUGCAACCUGGAGACCAGGUCUUGGAGAUUGAGGGGCAGAAUGUUUCCAGUCUCAGUGCUCAAGAAGUCAUUGCUCUUGCCCAAUCGCAAAGAAACAUCCCGCCCAGUAUUGGAGUAGUCUCACGGAUACAACAGGUGGAUAUCAUUCCAGGCCCUGAUGGUCGCUUUGGAUUCACUAUAGUGGGAGACUGCCCCCUGCUGGUGGAGGAUUGCUCCCCAUGCUCGCCAGCUGGCCGUAGUGGUCUCAGGGCUGGAGAUUAUGUCAUGGAGGUGAAUGGUAUCCCCGUGAAGCACCAUGAGAUGGCUGCAGCUUUGAUUAAAGCCUCUCAAGGCAGAACGCUGCGUCUUGGGGUGCUUUGUAUGGGUAGUCGUCAGAAACGCAGCAGUGGCAGUCUAGAGGAGCCUAAAAAAGGCACAGACGGUAUGCACCAGGACCGCAAGCACAAGGCUCUGGAGUUUAACAUGAGGGUUGAGGAGAUUUUGAGGGAUGAGCCAGAGGUGAAGGAGAAGCUCUUUGCUGUACUGAAACAGUUUGCUGCUGAGAGGAAGGUGGAUUGGCUUGCUUCCGUUAUUCCUGACAUCUUGGAGACUGAAGAGCAGCAACAGCUCAUCUCAAACAUCAGGAUCUUCAUUCCCAAGAAGCAUCGCCAGCGCUUUGACGAGGCCGUCUCGCAGAGUCUCCUCAACCGUAUGUGCCGUAGCAAGAGCAUAACUGAGCCUCAAAACAGGCUCCGACGCAGCCGAAGUCAAGACCACCAUGAGCGUCCGCAGGGCUCUAAACGGGCCAGCUCUGUGCCCAGAGAUACUGGGGAUGACCCAGCCCAACCCGAGCGUGGCCUUAAGAAGAGCACCUCUAUGAUCCCCAGUCACUAUGCCACUGGAGGUAACCAGAGAACCAUCCGUGUAUACAGGGGGAAGAAGAGUUUUGGGUUUACUCUGAGAGGCCAUGCUCCUGUGUGGAUCGACUCAGUAAUGCCAGGUAGUCCAGCCGAGGCAUGUGGCCUUAAACCAGGAGACCGCAUAUUGUUCCUCAAUGGACUAGACAUGAGGAACUGCUCCCAUGAGAAGGUGGUGUCCAUGCUGCAGGGCAGUGGUGCCAUGCCCACUCUAGUAGUGGAAGAGGGCCCAGUAGAUUAUCCACCCUCAGACUCAGAGCCAGAGGAGGCACCCACCCUUCCCCGCUCGCGCUCCCCAGCCCUCAGCUCCUUGCAGUGGGUUGCUGAAAUCCUGCCCCCCAGCAUCCGCGUGCAUGGCCGUACCUUCAGCCAGCAACUUGAACACCUCCUCACAAUACAAGAAAGAUACACCAUUUGCAAAGCCCUGGAGACCUUCUUCCAGCACAGGAAUGUGGACACACUCAUAGUAGAUGUGUUUCCUGUGCUGGACACUCCGGCCAAGCAGCUCAUUUGGCAGUUCAUUUACCAGUUACUGACAUAUGAAGAGCAGGAGCACUGCAAGAGCAAGAUCGCACGCUUCCUGGGCUUCAAGAGUGCAGAACCAGAAGUAGGUCCAGAGACCCACAGACGGAGCAGCUCCAUGCGAGUGUCAGGUUCCUCUCACAAAAACACUGUGAGAGAGAGAAGCUCAGACGACUGCAUUAUCGGCACUCAUCUCGGAAUGGGAACAUUCACUGACCCUGUGACUCCAGAGGAAAGACAGUGUGGGGAUGGGACUUCCUUCCCAGAGUCCCCAGAUCUCAGCCACAUGUCAGGAGUGUACACGGAGCUUGGGAAUGUUUACGACGGGAAAAGCAACAAGUCUCUCCAGAUUCACUCCUCACCCAGGGCUGUCGGCAUGAGCCAUGCAGAGAACAAUACAUACACUCAGUCUUUCACACUCAGUAAUUCAGGGAACUGUAAGUCGGGCCUCUCUCUUUCAUGGACUGAAUCUUUUCCUGGCACUCAGUUUGAGCCUUACCAGCAGACCAUUCCUUCUCCAGGCAGUGCGGACUCUAAUCCCUAUGUUAGUUUGGACAGCCCCCCUCCUUACCCUCUGCCUUCUGAUGAGCCCCCCAGCUCUCUGCCCCACCGCAGGAAACUCUUUACAUUCUCACGGCCACCUCGCAGCCGAGACACCGACAAGUUCCUGGACGCUCUGAGUGAGCAGUUGGGCCACCGCAUCAAUAUCGUGGAUGACUUUAAGGGAGGAGAGAAUGACUAUGAGGAGAUGAGUUUCCAGGAUGAGCAAGAAGUGAACAUGCCUCACGAGCUGAGCAGUGCUAGCAGUGAAGACCACAGCAGCAGCGAUGACUCCACCUCAGUCACAUAUUCCUCAGGCUCUGACCAUAUCCCGCCUCCUCCACAGAGCCCUCCGCCCCCGCCACCUCCCCUCCAGUUCAUUGACCCUCCGUCACCCAUUCCCCUUACCCUAGAACACCUGCCCCAGCCUCCCCCAGCCUUCCAGCACCAUCCUAUUAUAGCCCCGCCUCCACCGCCACCCCGCCCCUUUCUCACUAACCGCCCCUCCCUGUACAAGGUGCUGCGCACCAAUGAGGAGCUCAGAGCCCAGCACACCCAUCCUCGACGCUCAAUUCCCCAGCCCAGCGUUCAACCGGUUCUCCAAUUACACCAACCGAAGGCUCACCCCAUCCUGCAGUCAUCCCCCCACACUUCCCCUCAGCCCCCACGCACAACAGUACAGCACACCUACCUACGACAUCACACCCAGUCCAUAUACCAAACCCAGCAGACUUCUGCUACCAGGACCUCUCCAAGUCUGUCCAAACAACAGAGCCUCCAUUCCCAACCUUCGCAGCAAACCUUCGAAAGCACACUGUCAAGCAAGGUACCCCCACCACCCCCACCUCCUCUACCCCCACCUUGUGAUCCUCCACCUUUACCCAAAUCCAGCCCGAAAGCAUCUGACAACAACCACAUGAGUGUUAAGAGACUGCGCUGGGAGCAGGUGGAGAACUCAGAGGGAACUAUCUGGGGACAGCUUGGAGAUGAUCCUGAUUAUCAUAAACUGAGUGACAUGGUGAAGUACCUGGAUCUGGAUCUGUACUUUGGCACGCAGAGGAAUUCUAUCUCUCUUCCAGAGCCCACCUUCCUGCCUGAGAACUUUAAAAAGAAAGACGUGGUUGAGAUUCUCUCCCAUAAAAAGGCCUACAACGCUUCUAUCCUCAUAGCGCAUCUGAAGCUGUCCCCGAAGGAACUACGUGAAACCCUCAUGACUAUGAGCACUGAGCGGCUGGAGCCCUCACACAUAAAACAACUGUUGCUGUAUGCUCCCGACGAUGAGGAGGUCAAACAAUUCCAGCAUUACAACCAGGACCCAGCCAAGCUCAGUGAGCCCGACCAGUUUGUCCUACAGAUGCUGCUUGUUCCCGAGUAUAAAACCAGGUUGAGGAGUCUUCUUUUUAAGACCACUCUGCAGGAGAAAACCGAUGAAAUGAGAGCUUCUUAUGACUGCAUCUACAAAGCCUCAUUAGAGCUCAAAAACAGCAAGAGGUUGGCCAAGAUCCUGGAGUUUGUAUUAGCAAUGGGAAAUUAUCUGAAUAAUGGUCAACCCAAGACGAAUAAAACAACAGGGUUCAAAAUCAAUUUUCUUACUGAGCUAAACACUACAAAAACAGUUGAUGGAAAGUCAACCUUCCUCCAUAUUCUUGCCAAAUCACUAUGCCAACACUUCCCAGAACUCCUCGGCUUCGCCAGGGACCUCAUAACCGUGCCUGUAGCUGCUAAAGUCAAUCAGAGGACCAUUACUGCUGACCUCAGUGACCUUCAUUCUACCAUCCAGGACAUAAGAACUGCCUGUUUAAAGAUCCCAGCUACUGCAGAGGAUCGCUUUGCAGCAGUUAUGAGUAGCUUCCUGGAAAACUCUCAUCCAGCUGUGCAAUCUCUGGACUCCUUGCAGCAAAGAGCUAUGGAUGAGUUUAAUAAGGUGGCCUCUUACUUUGGAGAAGACAGUAAGGCCACCAACACUGAAACCUUCUUUGGUAUCUUUGCUGAGUUUAUCUCCAAAUUUGAGAGAGCACUUGGUGAGAUACAGGGAACAGAAAACCCUAAAAGCCCCCGAAUAGCCUCACCACUGGUAUGGUGAAGCCAGGUUUAACAGUAUAUGCGCUCUCUAAUUAAGGAUCCCUAUGUGCCAACAAAAUCACAGAGAACUUGAUAGGAUGGAAGGAGACAAACCUUACUUUGUCUUGUAUGAAUUAAAAGUAUCUUUAGAAUAAAGAAUAUAUAUUUUAUACAGAUAUGUUAAUAAAGAUAUGGAAAGUAUAUUAAUAUAGCUUAAUUAAAAUAAAUAGUUUUGAGAUUUCUAGCAGCUUGAGAAUGUAACAGGAACAUUAACAUUUCUUUAAGAUAAUGGUAUUUUUGAAGGUAUAUUUUGGUAUUUUGGUUCACAAGUGGACAAUAGAUCCUUCCUAUGAUUCAGGGAUGGUCUGUUGUCCUGCAUUGGUAAACACUGGCCAGAAGAACUUUAUAACUGCACACCAGACCACAAAGGUGAAUGAAUGUUUAACUUAUAAUAAUGCCAAAUGUAUUUUAACACAAAAAUGUAAACGAGUUUUAAAUCCUGCACAGUAUUAGUGCUCUACACCAAUAUCACCCUUCAUACGUAUGCUUUGGAACAUAAGUGAAGAUUAAGCUAUUUUGUCCUUUUCCAGAACUCUGAUACUUUAAUGUAAUGCAAGAUUAGUGAUACAGUUGAUCAGUGGUUACAUCGUGCAUGAGAAUCUGCGGUAUGUUUUACAUUAUGGAAUUGGUUUACAUCUAUGACAAUGAUCUCUCUUGCUAUGAAGAUUCUAAGUUAAAAGACAAUGCUAAAGUGACACAUUUCUUAUUACAUUUCAGAAGGGUACACAUUCAAUCUGUUUCAUUCAAAAACCAUUAUGUAGCGUGUCUGUCUACGUUAGGUACUUUUGUUUAAGUUAACAUGAUGCAUUUCUUCCUGAUGUCUUUUGUUCUUUAGAAAUGCAUGACCUUCCUUAUCGCCUGUCUUUGUGUCAAAACAACAUGCACUGUAUGUGUGUUUUUCUUAGUUCCUCGUCAGAACCUCCAUAAUCUCUGGAAAUCAAAAACAAUUUGCAUUUGCACGUAGCAGAGUGUUUUAUUUCUAUUUAUAUAAUGUAUUAGCCUAUUCGUUUUGGUUGUUUAUGUACUGUAUCUAUUUGUUAUAUUGAACUACUGUUUUACCAAAUUACUUAAAUGUUUGUGUACAAAUUGUUGGCAUGACUAGCCUAGUGUUUUCCUGAGCAGUUCUAUAUUGGCUUCAGUAUUGAAUGGCCACAUAUUGCUGCAUUUUAAUGAGAUGUCUAAUUUGUUUUGCCUGAAUAAAUAAGCUUUUGCGGACAUUCAUGUGUGUAUAAUUCAUUUGUACUGUAGCCAUAUCCACAUAUAGUGGGAGUAGUGCCAUAUAAAUUGUCUUAAAAUUAAAUUAAUUGGUUCAUUUUAAAUGAUGGAUGGUUAAAGUAAAUGGCACUUUUUCAAUUCAAUCUAAAAAAUCUAUUUAAAAAUGAUUUAAAAUGUAUUGGUUUUUUUUAUUUAACUACGUUUUUAUUCUUGAAUUAAAGGUGUAUAUGUCAAUUUGUAGUGAUUUUUUAAAUGUUAUUUUCAAAAAAGGCUACUAUACAUUAAGUUGCACUCCUUGUUCUGCAUAUCUGCUAUGAACAUAACGACCUUGUUACUAGGCAAUGCUAUAAGAGCUUCAAAUACCAACGAUCUGUUAUUAUAUAUAGAUUUGUCACCAUACUGAGUGAAGAUACUCACUGGUA
Messenger RNA from Myxocyprinus asiaticus (Chinese sucker), 6165 nucleotides. RefSeq names its product glutamate receptor, ionotropic, delta 2 (Grid2) interacting protein, b (gene grid2ipb). Lineage: Eukaryota; Metazoa; Chordata; Actinopteri; Cypriniformes; Catostomidae. The transcript is spliced from 23 exons. Gene Ontology annotation, molecular function: protein binding. The record is from RefSeq and is a predicted model, not a curated record. The coding region runs from base 246 to 4490 and encodes 1414 amino acids.